AUGGCGAGACGGGAGCCGAACGAGUCCGUGACGGACACGCCCGUGCUGGAAGAGACUUCGCGGCACGAUGCGGCUGCUGCUGCUGAAGCGGAAGAAAGUAACAAUCGCGGCAACUUUACGCGCAAUUUGAACAAAGAGGCGGACCACAUCGUGGCCAAGAAGAUGUUUCUAGGCGGGUUGGCGUUCCUGCCAUGGCUACACUUUGUCAACGUCAUUUUCUACCGCAAACAGUUUCUCGACCCGUCGAUUGAUGCGUCGAUUACAUUGUGGGUGCGACGUUCCUUUAUGGGCUUCUGCUUCUGGACAGUGCUGUUCGUGUCGUGGGUGCUGCUCUUCCAGCUCAAUUGGAAGGACUUUGGCUGGCAGAAUCUCGUCAUGGUCGUGCCAGCAGAGGACGAGAACGCUGGCUGGUGA
This is a messenger RNA of Peronospora matthiolae, 414 nucleotides long. Lineage: Eukaryota; Oomycota; Peronosporomycetes; Peronosporales; Peronosporaceae. The record is from the annotation of a GenBank genome assembly.